Messenger RNA from Cooperia oncophora, 552 nucleotides. The record is from the annotation of a GenBank genome assembly. Lineage: Eukaryota; Metazoa; Nematoda; Chromadorea; Rhabditida; Trichostrongylidae.
AUGACUACAGGGAAAUUAGACGAGUAUUCGACACCGAAGACGUUUCUGGAAAAAAUUUUCGACGUGCUCUUGUGUAGAGGUGACUUAUCAACGGAGGACGUCGAGCAAGAGCCUGUGUCAGUAACCGACUUGUUUCGAUACGCCUCCACAAGGGAUCGAUACUAUGUAGCUGCUGGUUUCAUUCUGGCCGUCAUAGUUGGAGCAGUUUUGCCGUUGAACUGUGUACUUGGAGGACUUUAUACAAAUAUAUACCUGCAAAACAACGAUCAUGUCGGCAACGACUCCUUGUGGACGCAAGCGUUUCAUCUUUGUGCUGCUUAUCUAGGCGGUGGUGUGUUGCUCUUCAUCUUGUGUUACUUCCAGAAUUAUUUUCUCUCUCUGGCUAGCCACAAUAUAGUUGGGCGCAUACGGAAGGAGUUCGUAAAGGCAGUGUUAGCACAGAAUGCGGCAUGGUUUGACGAAAACAACGCAGGAGCGAUUACCACGAAGCUGAACGAGUGCGUGAAAAAGACCUUGAUUCAUGAGCUUUACACAGAGCAGAUUCUACUAUAA